UCGUCAUCAAAGAAUGCAGGAGCCAUAAAAUGGAAGGCUACCAUGCAUCCUGUUAAAGAAUAUGUCGCAAAAUUAUGCAUGAUUUAAUGUCGACAAAGAUUCCUCGGGGCUUGUCAUUUCGAUCAUAGUGACAAUGGAGCCACCGACAAAGAAAAGGCGACGGGGCGCUUCAGCUCAAAAAGAGGUUCAAGAUGAAAGUGACGAUGACGAACUUGCCUCACAUCCCCAAGAGAUCAGGAUGCGCCGAGACCCUGAUAUUCAGCUUGCACUCAAGCGGGCGAAUGCUGACCAUAAACUGCAAGCCACAAUGGCUCAUAUUAUCGAAAAAUACAGCCGGGACUUUGAGGGCAUUGGCGACGAAAUCGACAUGAACACUGGAGAAAUUGUCGUUAACAACGGUCAUUUGCGUAAUAUGCGUGAUGAGGGAGAUGUUGAAGGACUAUGGAUGGAGGGCGACAGUAAUAUCGACGAAGAUGAAGGAGUUCUGCUGGAGGACCUUACGGAUGGAUAUUCCGAUAGCGAAGAACCAGUCAAAGGAGUACAGCAUUCUCAGAGCGACAAUCAGAACAACCAAGAACCAACGUUUGCAGAAAAAGGCGCGCCAACGAGCCAAAGGACUCACAGCGAAGUCGUCUGGGAAGCACUACAAACUGAUAUGGAUACGGCCAUGGAUCCCUCACAAAUUUCUGACGCCAUGUUGCAUGCCAGCGAAUCUCACUUUGGUCCUCCAUCCUAUGGACCAGGUUCGUCAGUUGGAUUCGGACCAACUCCAGGAUUUGGGCCCUGGGGAAGAAUGCACGGGUUUCCCAUGCAAGCCUGGGGUCGGGACGAUAUUCCUCCAUAUUUUAACAUGCCGCCGAGUAUGCCAGGACCUUGGUUUAGCGGAGGCAGAUACGACUUCCCUACUCAUAGCGGACAGACAUCGAUUUGGAGUCGUAACCGGGCCAAGAGGACAAAGCGGGCCGGCUCUAUGAAAGCAUCUUCCAAGCAGGCGACGAGCAGACACCCUAGCAGCUCUCGUACGGAAGAGGAGGCACUUGCAGAUGACCAUCACAAAUCCAUGUCUGAGGAACAGCCACGCGAUAAUCAGGAAGAUCUGGCCCCUGAUAGAACCAUAAAUGAUACUGACGACGACGAUGAUUUGAUGUUCUCUGAGACUACUGAGGUAGCGUCGACCCCUGAGGCGAGUCUUGUCCUCCCAACAAAAGAAACAUCACCUGCGAAAGGCGAGGUUCAUCGACACUCACAAGGGGCACUGGAAGAAACCAAUGGAAAUGCUGUGAAAGUGCCUCAGAAGAACGACGAAGAAGACGAUUCUGGUCGGAGACGGUCUGGCCGAGCGAGGAAACAAACUGAGUAUAUGGGCAAGAUCUCAUGGGACGACGCCAAAGAAUGGCAGAAAUCAGGGCAGAGGUUAAGCGUGGAGCUAUACAAGGCUGAUCCAGUUAUUCACAAAGACUUCGAAAGCGUCGAUCAUAUUGGCGACGAGAGUGCCUCGUCUUCGGAGGAGCUUCACGACAAUGCGUUGCCAACAAAAGCACUCGAAAGGGGGGCGACCUCCCAAAGGCAGGUUGUACCAGAUUCACAGGACACCGCGACUCCUUUCAACAGCAGUGCUCCUGAGGCACCGGAGCGCAAGACGGGCAACGGCAGACACUAUGCUUCUGAUGUACCUACCGUUCCUAGCAUGGAGCUUUCAGACGACGAAGCUCCUCUUGUUCUUUCAAGGAUCAGAGCACCAAAACGCCAGGUAGAAAACCGAAAACCUCCACCGCCACUCAUGCCAACGCAGGAUCGAAUUCGAAGCGCUCAGCCCAUUGUCUAUGUUGCGAGUAGUUCACCAAAACCCAACCAACGAGCAGCACCCAUAGUUGAGCCUACGGUUGGGGGUAUGCAGGGCCAGACUAUAGAGCCUCUCAAGCGCAAGCGGGGAAGACCCAAAGGCUCAACACGCAAGGCUCAAAAUAAUAAUACUGUUUCCAGUACGAAGGUCAUAACAAGGGGCCCCAUGGUGCCUCAACAGCAUGAUGCUGGAGCGCCAAAGAAGUCGAAUCCUGCGAAUCCCGAUAUUGAAGUUGGGGCCAAAGAUCACUCGACCUAUGCUACGAGGAGCCAUGGUUGUCCCGAUCGCGGUGAAGAAACCUUACAAAAAUCGGAUCAUGAUGAUACAGAGACUGAAGAACGUACAGUAACACAUCAUCUUAGGAGCGAACCCAAGAGCCCAGCGUCUUAUAGAUCACAAGCUAGAACUUCAGAUGAGACCAUCAAGCUUCGGCGGUCCUGGGAAAAGCUCCAAAAGUCCAAUAACAGCACAGACGAGUCAACAGAACUCAAUGAGGGUAUUUCAGAUGACCAGGAGGAACAGCCGGUGUCUCUGACGCCAUCCGGGCUGUUGCAGGAACCAAAUACAAUUCUGGAGGGGCCUAUGGAAGCACCAGAGACCUUUAUAAUCAUCGGAGACGAGCAGUCAUCUACCGCUAGUCCUUCCUCGCCCGUCCAUGUUGAAGAACCUCCCAACUAUAGCGAUCCCCCUGACGAGAGUAGGUCUCGUCUUAACGACAACUCCUUUGAUUAUGCGCCUCCUCAAGACGAAGCUGUACAUGAUGACGAAUCUCUCCCCGAAUUGCCUCGAGAUACCAUGGUUCAUGGGGCAUCGACACCACGGAAGCCGAAAGAUACCAGGACUCUCCUUACAGAACCUCCUUCAAGCUCUCACAAACCACACACCCCUCGUCAUGCUUCCAUUCGUACUACUCGUGCACCAUCAUCACGCCGAUCCCUCCUCUCAUUUGUGUCGGAUUCGGAAUCAGACACCGGCGAGUCUCGGGAUGAGUUAGCGCGCAGAGUCAAAUCAACAUCAAAGACAGCAAGCGUCCGUCCUUCAACAAAGAGGAUUUGGCGAGCGAGUGCCCUAACCAGAGAAAUCCAACGGACCCCCAGUAGAAAGCGUUUCCAUGAGAUGUCCAGUCCUACCAACACUGUUAAGACACCGGGGGGCACGUUACGAACCUGUGGUAUAGAUGGUUAUCAAUGUGGCCGAGACUUUUGCUUCACUUGUAUAUGAAUGGCCGUUCUGAUCUCACAGAUUACUUUUAGUAGAGAAGACCAUAGAAAAUAAAGCCUUGUGGGAAUCAACAUACAACAAGCAAACAUAGCGCUGUGGUUUUAUUUGAUGCUUAACGCUACUCGAGAAAAACUGACCCAAAAGCAUGAAAACCUC
Messenger RNA from Fusarium odoratissimum NRRL 54006, 3220 nucleotides. RefSeq lists its product as uncharacterized. The coding region runs from base 134 to 3064 and encodes 976 amino acids. The transcript has a single exon. The record is from RefSeq and is a predicted model, not a curated record. Gene Ontology annotation, cellular component: nucleus. Gene Ontology annotation, molecular function: protein heterodimerization activity; histone binding. Lineage: Eukaryota; Fungi; Ascomycota; Sordariomycetes; Hypocreales; Nectriaceae.